AUGGAGGACACGCCGCCGCCCAAGAAGAAGCAGAAGAGCUACACCGUCCGCGAGAAGCGCGAAGCGGCCCGCCUCGUCGAAGAUGUAGGGGUGGAGGAGGCAGCCCGCGAGCUCCAACUUGCUCGGGGCACUGUCCAUAGCUGGUGGAAGCAAGCUGAAAAGCUUUUUAGCUUCACUGGCCACUCCACCGCUAAGUCCCUGAAGGGCCAGGGCCACAGGGAAGUAUUUCCCGACAUUCUUGCGGUCGUCACCUUCAUGAGGACGUGCGGCGCGAAGAGAAGGCCCUCACUACACGUGGCAUUCUGGGCAAUCGAGAGCGAGCAUGGUUUUACCUCCCAGAAGCCACAAACGGCAAAGAAAAGCACCGAGGAGUUAGAGCAAACGCGCGCCGAGUUCGCGCUGGACUUCUGGAAGACGCACGCCGCGUACGGGCCGGAGGGCAUGUACAACGUGGACGAGACUGCCAUCCAUUUUGACAUGCCUCCGGCUCGGAUGUGGGCGGGUAGAGGUCGGCGGGACGCUGCGAGGGUUGCGAACACGUCCAAGCACACCGGCCGCAUGACGGCUGUGCUCACGAUUCGAGCUGAUGGGAAAAAGCUGCCGAUUCUGUUUGUUCUGCGUGGCAAGCUGGGCGCACGGCUGUUUGCCAGCCGCUGA
Phytophthora sojae is the source of this 657-nucleotide messenger RNA. RefSeq lists its product as hypothetical. Lineage: Eukaryota; Oomycota; Peronosporomycetes; Peronosporales; Peronosporaceae. The transcript is spliced from 5 exons. The record is from RefSeq and is a predicted model, not a curated record. Bases 1 to 657 code for a protein of 218 amino acids.